AUGAAUGAAGCAACAUUACCAAGACAUCUCUCUUCCUCAAGUGCCAGUAACAUUGGUUAUGAUGUUUUGUAUCCCGGGCACAUUCCUACAAAUACAUUUCAAAAAUUUUUGUUAGCAUUUGGAUCAUCUGCCAUCACCUUGUUCAACCCCAGCAGAGGAGACAUGUUGGCUUUGUUUGGUGAAACAUCUGGCGCCUGCGCCCUGCAGAGGAUGAAGAAGAGGAUGGAGCAAGAUGAAGAAGGAAGACUCAUUUUGAGAGAGAAGCCAGUGAUUAAUACAGGCACAGUUGAUUUAAACAAAUUGAAGGAACUGUCAGAUGGAACCUUUGGGAGGGUUUAUCACGACUGGCUGAAACCUAAUCAAGCGCACCCUGAUGAAAGACUUCCCGUUCAAUUUGUUGACGAUGCUGAACUUGCUUACGUCAUGCAGAGAUACAGAGAGAUACAUGACAUCACACAUGUUAUCCUGGGUAUGAACACUAACAUGAUCGGUGAAGUCACUGUCAAACUCUUUGAAGGUAUUCAAACUGGUCUACCAAUGUGCGUCACUGGUGGAAUUUUUGGCACGUGGAGACUUGGUCCCAAACAUAUGAAGUUGUAUUUUGACACGCACUUCAAGUAUGCUAUUAAGCAGGGGUUCAACGCUAAGUCCUUCAUGAAUGUAUAUUUCGAGAAAUACUGGGAAAUGAACAUUGAUGAACUAAGAAGUCUUCUAAAUGUUGACAAACCACCCUACACUCCUAAAAAGAAAAAUAUUUAUUACCAAAAGUCAAAUUAA
Molecule: messenger RNA, 777 nt
Organism: Helobdella robusta
Lineage: Eukaryota; Metazoa; Annelida; Clitellata; Rhynchobdellida; Glossiphoniidae
Exons: 5
Coding region: 1-777 (258 amino acids)
Biological process (GO): ubiquinone biosynthetic process
Cellular component (GO): mitochondrial inner membrane; mitochondrion
Source: RefSeq, a predicted model, not a curated record